Molecule: messenger RNA, 705 nt
Organism: Humulus lupulus (European hop)
Lineage: Eukaryota; Viridiplantae; Streptophyta; Magnoliopsida; Rosales; Cannabaceae
Product: protein FAR1-RELATED SEQUENCE 5-like
Exons: 2
Coding region: 1-705 (234 amino acids)
Source: RefSeq, a predicted model, not a curated record
AUGGGUUUUGGGAAACUAUCGGAUGACGUGAAGAGAAGAAAUGGGAAUGUAUCCAUGAGAAGAUGGGUUUGCUCAAGAGAAGGCUUCAGGAGAGAUGAAUGGUUGAACAUGCCAAUUCGAAAGAAGAGAUCAAAGCCAAUCACAAGAACAGGUUGUCAGGAGGAUACCAAUGGAUUGCUCGCUCAAGUUUGUUCAAUAAACCUAGUGGGUAUAAGGACAUCUCAGAUUAUGUUGCAUGUGGCCAUUCAAUCGGGAGGCUAUGAAAGAAUACCUUGUCAAGUUAGAGAUGUGUACAACAAAGUUGUUGGUUCGAUAAGGCACGAGAAGUUGGAAACAGAUGCUGAAGGUGCCUUGGAAUUCUUGGAUUGUAUGUCCAGUUGGGAUCCGAAUUUUUGUGUGUACCAUCAACCAGAUGAAGAGAACUGGCUUGGAAAUGUGUUUUGGGCAGAUGGCACUGCAAGAAAGGACUACACAAUGUUCAGUGAUGUGGUUGCAUUUGACACGACAUACAUGAGAAACGUGUAUACUAAGCCAUUAUGCAUUUUGAAGUGUGUGAACCACCACUUCUCCACCUACGUUUUCGGCUUUGCUUUGUUAGUAGACGAGAAAACAACAACAUACUCGUUGAUGCUUAGGGUAUUUAUACAGUGUCACGAUGAUAAAAAUCCAUUAGUCGUUAUCACAAAUGGUGAAAAUGAAAUGUGA